AAUAAAAAAUGAAGCGAAAAUAACCUUGAAUAUCGGUGGUUUGACGCCCAAUUGAGGUCGUCAAGGGGGCCAAAAUUUCGGGGGAAAGAAAAUGUGGAGUUGCAAUUCAGUGUUGAACGUCUUCCUUUGUCUUUGUUUCGCAUUUGUUGCUGUUGGCGCGUCGUCUGGUGAACCCCAACUUGGAUCUGCUCGUGUUGUUUUUCAGACCGAAUAUGGGGAUAUCGAGUUUGGGUUCUAUCCCACUGUUGCACCCAAAACCGUUGACCACAUUUUCAAGCUUGUUCGUCUCGGCUGCUACAACACUAAUCAUUUUUUUCGGAUUGAUAAGGGGUUUGUAGCUCAAGUGGCAGAUGUGGUUGGUGGAAGAUCUGCUCCUAUGAAUGAAGAACAAAGAAUAGAAGCAGAGAAGACUGUGGUUGGUGAAUUUAGCAAAGUUAAGCAUGUUAGAGGUAUUCUUUCUAUGGGCAGAUAUUCUGAUCCGGACAGUGGAUCGUCCUCGUUUUCAAUGCUUCUUGGAGAUGCCCCUCAUCUUGAUGGUGAGUAUGCAAUAUUUGGAAAAGUUACUAAAGGUGAUGACACAUUGAAAAAACUUGAGCAACUUCCUACUCGUCGUGAGGGGAUCUUUGUGAUGCCCAAGGACCGCAUCACAAUUCUGUCAUCAUACUAUUACGAUACCGAGAUGGAAAGUUGUGAACACGAUAGGUCAAGUUUGAAACGGAGGCUUGCUGCAUCUUUCGUUGAAAUUGAAAGACAGAGGAUGAAAUGCUUCCCCUGAUAAAAGCAAGAAUGAACCAGAUCAGCUUGAAAAAAUGUUUGUGGCUGCUCUCAACUUACUUGUCUGUUUAUGUUGUUCAUAGUUAUCGGACAAAACUCAACAAAAACCGGUUGUGGCCGGCAAAGAAUGGACAAUUUUUUACCCAGAACAGAAACAAGGAAUAUUUUUGAUUGCAGUGGUAAGCAUGGCAACAAAGUACAUGAAGAGCUAAAAUGGCUUAUCCCUCAUAAAUGCUAUUUUGAAUUAUUCGUUUACUGUGUAUGAAUAUCUAGACCAAAGCAUGUUCUAAAUGAAGCUUGGAUAAUGGACUAACCGCUGAUUGAGACCUAA
This is a messenger RNA of Ziziphus jujuba (common jujube), 1105 nucleotides long. RefSeq names its product peptidyl-prolyl cis-trans isomerase CYP23. Bases 92 to 775 code for a protein of 227 amino acids. NCBI's taxonomy places the organism in Eukaryota, Viridiplantae, Streptophyta, Magnoliopsida, Rosales, Rhamnaceae. The transcript has 8 exons. Gene Ontology annotation, biological process: protein peptidyl-prolyl isomerization. Gene Ontology annotation, molecular function: peptidyl-prolyl cis-trans isomerase activity. The record is from RefSeq and is a predicted model, not a curated record.